AUGCGGAAUCCUGAUGCCCAGGGAAGUAUGACCACAAGGGGGCUGAAGACCAGUGGCAUCAGAUCGUCCUGUGAAGGCUCUGAGCUCCAGCCAACUUUUGAACUUUAUAGCUUUCCAGUUGUCAGUGUCUCCAGUUCCCAGUGUAAGGAGAACAUCUAUUAUGAGGUAACAGAGGUGAAUGCUGAAAUUGGGUGUGAGAGACAUGGACUGGUUCCCCUGGUGCUGCAGCUGCUUUUCUUCAUUCUCUUCUCUGGGGUCCUUGUGGCAUUUCUUCUCCAAGUUCCAAAGGUUCCCUGCACCCAGGAUCAGGAGGAGAUCUACAAGCAACUCAUGCAACUGAAGACUAGAAUAGACUUCCUGUGCCGUCCCUGCCCCUGGGACUGGAUGUUUUUCCAUGGAAAGUGUUACUUUUUCUCCAAAAUCGAACGCAACUGGAAAGAUUCUGCCACUGCUUGCGAAGAAGUAGGGGCCCAACUAAUCGUCGUUGAAAGUGAUGAGGAGCAGAACUUUUUGCAGAAGAUGCANAAGAUGAAAGACAAUCUCUGGAUUGGGCUCACAGACAUCAUGGAGGAAGGCUCAUGGCAGUGGGUGAAUGGUUUACCUCUGUCACCGAGCUUUAAAAACAAAUAUUGGACCUCAUGGGAAACCAAAAAUGCUUCAGGGAAAGACUGUGUAGAAUUGACAAAUCAUGGCUGGAAUGACAACAACUGCUUUUUGAAGAACUUAUGGGUCUGCAAGAAGUCAUCAGUAUCCUGCUCCAACAACUGA
Molecule: messenger RNA, 768 nt
Organism: Mus pahari (shrew mouse)
Lineage: Eukaryota; Metazoa; Chordata; Mammalia; Rodentia; Muridae
Product: CD209 antigen-like protein E
Exons: 8
Coding region: 1-768 (255 amino acids)
Source: RefSeq, a predicted model, not a curated record